Messenger RNA from Rotaria sp. Silwood1, 3333 nucleotides. The record is from the annotation of a GenBank genome assembly. NCBI's taxonomy places the organism in Eukaryota, Metazoa, Rotifera, Eurotatoria, Philodinida, Philodinidae.
AUGGAUUUAGUCAUCACCAAUCAUGGCACUCACAAUAUAGCUCUACUUGUCGGGCAUGGCAACGGUACUUUUGCAAGCCCAAAACUGUAUUCAACUGGAUCGUCUUCAUCAAUCUCCAUUGCCAUAGGUGAUUUAAACAGCGACAAUCGUUCAGACAUUGUCAUCAUCAAUAAUGAUACGUUCACCAUAGGUAUCAAACUUGGUUAUGAUGAGUUUUUUCCCAUUCAAACGCCAUAUGCAACUGGUGGCACUGCGCCACGCUCGAUAGCUCUUGGUGAUUUUAAUAAUGAUAACCGAUUAGAUGCUGUCGUUGCUAAUAGGGAUAGCAACACCAUAAGUGUCUUUAUCGGAUAUGGCGAUGGCUCUCUUGCAAGUCAAACGACAUAUUCAACUGGCUCUUGGCCUGUCUCUGUAGCUGUUGGUGACUUUAACAACGACAACCAUCUGGAUAUCGUCGUUGCUAAUCGCAAUGGCAAAACUGUAAGUGUUUUUCUCGGAUAUGGAAAUGGCUCUUUUGCAAAUCAAACGAAAUAUUCAACGGGCUCUGUCCCAACAGCUGUAGCUGUUGGUAACUUUAACAACGACACCCAUCUGGAUAUCGUCGUCGCUAAUGCUGGUGGCAACACUGUAGGUGUACUUCUAGGAUAUAGUAAUGGCUCUUUUGCAAAUCAAACGACAUAUUCAACUGGUAAUUGGCCCGAGUCUAUAGCUCUUGGCGAUUUUAAUAAUGACGCCCAACUGGAUAUCGUCGUUGCUAAUUUUGGUGACAACACUGUAAGCAUCCUUCUCGGAUAUGGCAAUGGCUCUUUUGCAAAUCAAACGGCAUAUUCAACGGGCUCUGUCCCAGUAGCUGUAGCUGUUGGUGAUUUUAAUAAUGACAGCCAACUGGAUAUCGUCGUUGUUAAUCAGAAUGACAGCACUGUAAGUGUCCUUCUUGGAUAUGGAAAUGGCUCUUUUGCAAAUCAAACGAUAUAUUCAACUGGCUCUAGACCAAAAUCUGUAGCUGUUGGUGAUUUUAACAACGACAUCCAACUGGAUAUCGUCGUUGCUAAUUUUGCUGACAACACUGUAAGUGUACUUCUAGGAAAUAGCAAUGGCUCUUUUGCAAGUCAAACGACAUAUUCAACUGGCUCUAGCCCACAUGCUGUAGCUGUUGGUGAUUUUAACAACGACACGCGACCGGAUAUUGUCGUCGCUAAUUUUAAUGACAAAACUGUAGGUGUACUACUUCGGUAUGACAGAGGAGCUCUGGAAGAUAAAAUCACAUUUGCGCCUACCUAUGGUUCUCGUUUGCGAAACGUUGCCCUUUUUGAUUUCAAUAACGAUAGCCUAUUGGAUAUCGUUGUUGUCAAUUAUGGUACUAAUAACAUAGGUGUCCUUCUUGGACAUGGGAAUGGCACUUUUGGAAAUCAAAUGGUGCUCUCAACAGGCUUAAAUUCUCACCCUUACUCCAUCACUAUCCAUGAUUUCAAUAGAGACGGUCAAGCAGAUAUAGCCGUGGCCAAUUAUGGUACUAAAAGUCUUGUUACGUUUCUUGGAAGUGGAAAUGGAACAUUUGAAAAUCAAGGACGUUACGGUAUAAAUUUUGGUUUUGCUCCACUGAUGAUUGGUGCUGGUAGUUUCAACAAAGAUGGGCGUUCAGAAAUUUUCGUUGCAUAUGAUGACAUCGAUUAUGUAGAUGUGCUGGUUACAUACGACAUCGGAUCUUUCAGUCAUGACAAUAAAUAUUCAACUGGCAACUGGCCCCGAUCUGUAGCUCUUGGCGAUUUUAAUAAUGAUACCCAACUGGAUAUCGUCAUCGCUAAUCGGUACGACAACACUGUAAGUAUCCUUCUCGGAUAUGGAAAUGGUUCUUUCACUAAUCAAACGACAUACUCAACGGUCUCUCAGCCAUGGUCUGUAGCUGUUGGCGAUUUUAACAACGACACCAAUCUGGAUAUCGUCGUCGCUAAUAGACAUGACAACAGUAUAAGUGUAUUUUUCGGAUAUGGUAAUGGCUCUUUUACAAAUCAAACGAAAUAUUCAGCUGGCUCUGGCGAAUUAUCUGUAGCUAUUGGUGACCUUAACAACGACGCUCGACUGGAUAUCGUCGUCGCUAAUGAUGACAACACUGUAAGUGUCCUUCUCGGAUAUGGCAAUGGCUCUUUUGCAAAUCAAACGAAAUAUUCAACAGGGUAUGAACCAUGGCCUGUAACUAUUGGUGAUUUUAAUAACGAUACUCGAUUGGAUAUCGUCGUUGCUAAUUUUGGUGACAACACUAUAAGCAUCCUUUUCGGAUAUGGCAAUGGCUCUUUUGCAAAUCAAACGACAUAUUCAACUGGUGCUGCGCCAAAGUCUGUAGCUAUUGGUGAUUUUAAUAAGGACAGCCAACUGGAUAUCGUCGUUGUUAAUCAGAAAGACAACACUGUAAGUGUCCUUCUUGGAUAUGGCAAUGGUUCUUUCACGAAUCAAACGAUAUAUUCAACUGGCUCUGGACCAAGCUCUGUAGCUGUUGGUGAUUUUAACAACGACACCUUAUUGGAUAUCGUUGUCACUAAUUGGAAUGACAACACUAUGAGUGUCCUUCUUGGAUAUGGCAAUGGUGUUUUUACAAAUCAAAUGACCUAUGUAACUGGCACUAGUCCUUCAUCUGUAGCUGUUGGCGAUUUUAAUCGUGACAACCGACUGGAUAUCAUUGUGGCCAAUGGUGUUGGGGAAAGUGCCAGUGUAUAUCUGGGAUAUCCUAAUGAAGGUUUUCUAAAACAAAUAAGACUCAUAACUGAGAAUGGAUCUCACCCUAAGUCAUUCGCCACUGGGGAUUUUAACAAUGACAGUCAAACAGAUAUUGCAAUUGUGAAUUCAGGCACUAACAAAAUCGGUAUUUUUCUGAGAUAUGAUAAUGGUUCUUUCGCAAAUCAAAUGACAUAUUCAACUGGUUCUUCUCCAUGGUCGGUAGCUGUUGGUGAUUUCAACCACAAUACCCUACUUGAUAUUGUCGUCGCGAAUCGUGGCAGUGACAAUGUUGGUAUAUUUCUUGGAUGGGGUAAUGGUUCGUUUUCAAACCAGAAAACGUUUACGACCGGUUUAAACUCUCAACCAAACGCAGUUGCUGUUGGAGAUCUCAACAACGACACCUGGGUAGACAUUAUUGUCGCUAAUUAUGGCACAAACAACAUAGGUGUGUUGCUUGGUUAUGGGAAUGGCUCCUUCACAAGUGUCAAGUUUUUUUCAAUCAGUUAUGGAUCUCUUCCAUUCUCAAUUUCCGUUCAUGAUUUAGAUAAUGAUGGAAAAUUGGAUUUCGUCGUCGCCAACGAAGGUGCUGACAACUUAAACACUUUUUUACAGACCUGUUAA